Molecule: messenger RNA, 1110 nt
Organism: Hyposmocoma kahamanoa
Lineage: Eukaryota; Metazoa; Arthropoda; Insecta; Lepidoptera; Cosmopterigidae
Gene: crim
Exons: 4
Coding region: 162-632 (156 amino acids)
Biological process (GO): sleep; positive regulation of voltage-gated potassium channel activity; regulation of synaptic transmission, cholinergic
Source: RefSeq, a predicted model, not a curated record
AUAGAAUGGUCGGGUACGGACGGGCGCGGUUAAGCGUAGAUUGACUUGACUUGACUUGACUUGACUGACUGUUUGGCUGUUGUUAUUUGUUGUUGGUUGUUGACCGGUAAACAGUGUUCAAUUAAAUCAGUGUUGUACCGCUGUUACAUCUUUACUCUGAAAUGAGGCUCUACAUUAUUUCGGUUGUGAUUUUAUCGACUCUCGGUGAAAGUUUUGCUUUAUGGUGCUACCAGUGUACAGCAGCUACUCCUGGCUGCACAGAGUUUAACUGGCGAGGCAUGGGGUACUUAGGCAAUCCCUGCCCCGAGAAUGAGGACAUCUGUGUAAAACUAAUUGAAAGAAAAGGAGCUCAAGAAGUAGUGAUACGUGAUUGUUUGAGCAACUUUCGAGCAUUCCGUACAGACAUACCAGCAGAUACUUACGAAGGCUGUCGACCAGCUGCUAGAGAUGUUAACCUCGCUAACUAUGUUAAUAACUCUAUAAAGGAAUUGGAUAUUAAGAGGGACUGGUAUGAUGAGACAAUAUGGUGUUUCUGUUUCCUGGAUCACAGAUGUAAUGGUUCAUCCGCGGUGUCAGCGUCAAUGGCGUUGCUAAUAUCUGGAACGGUCCUAUACAAAUUUCUAUUGUUCUGAUGAUCAUCUGUCGCGACUUAAAACCGUCCUUGAUAUGUUAUAGUCCAUUACAAUAGUAUAGUGACAUGGAUGAUUUUAGUAGGGCCAUUUAAACAAGAGUGGCUUGCAAACUCAAUGAUGGCUGCGAUUUUAGUUAAAUUAAGUAAACGAAAAUAUAAAACACAGUCCUCGUUCACUUUCGGACAAAUUGUUGUUGGUUUCAUAACAUUAUACUCAUAGAUACAACAACACAAUAAAUGACGCCACUACAAUAUCAUCCUUAAGCAGCUCCUUAAGUUUGGACUCUUGCUUGCUUGGAUUGUUGUUAACAAUCAUAUAUUUACAUAAUGAUGAGUCCAAACGUUGUCCUUAGACAUGCGUGAGAAAUUUUGUAUUUAAUCAUCGGAAAAACGUGUUCCACAUAUAUAUAGAUACAUGUAUAGAAACAACUACAAGGAGCGACAUAGAGUUGUUGAAACCACCAAAUAUUAAUAAAUUA